GACUGGUUUAAUUUAUCUCCUGAGAACAUGACAUUCUGAACAGCAUUAAAAGAACAAUUACCCAAAUUGAAUUUACGAAACAUUAUUUUCAGUUUCAGCCAAAUGAAAAUGUUAAUUUCAGUUUCUGCAUUUCAGUAAAUAAAUACACCCACAUUUAUUUGUGAUUGACAGUUGUAGUAACCAGUGCCCACUUUCUGUUCUCUUCAAUACCCUUCCCUUCCACAGACCCUCCUGGUUUGAUGGGUCCGAUAAUCGGGAUGUCUCCAGAUAAGAAAGCCGAAUCUCCCGGAGCGCAGGGCGUGUGUGGAGCUGGGACUCUACCUGAAGCAGAGAGUGCUUCCAGUCCCAUGGCUACCAGUCUAGACCAGAUUGGUCGGGCUGGAGCAUUGAGUGUGGUGGCGGGUGAGUCUGAAGAUGAUGAACUAACCAACCUGAACUGGCUUCAUGAGAACCUGCUGCAGAACUUCACGCUCGGAGGCGAAGCGCAACCCAUCAACAGCCCGCUGUUUGACAUCGAGGGAGGCGGUGGGUCGCCACACAGCAACACCGCCUCGUCCACCUCCUCUAUCUCUGCAGGAAGCGAGAGAGAUCCUUACAAGUCAAAGCCUCCAUUCUCUUUCUCCUUACUGAUAUACAUGGCUAUCGAACAGUCGCCCAGCAGAUCUCUCCCAGUGAAGGACAUCUACAGCUGGAUCCUCAAACAUUUUCCAUAUUUCUCCAGCGCCCCUACUGGCUGGAAGAACUCAGUGCGCCACAACCUGUCC
Sinocyclocheilus grahami is the source of this 764-nucleotide messenger RNA. RefSeq names its product forkhead box protein N2-like. Gene Ontology annotation, biological process: regulation of DNA-templated transcription. The record is from RefSeq and is a predicted model, not a curated record. NCBI's taxonomy places the organism in Eukaryota, Metazoa, Chordata, Actinopteri, Cypriniformes, Cyprinidae. Gene Ontology annotation, cellular component: nucleus. The transcript has a single exon. The annotation marks the transcript as partial. Gene Ontology annotation, molecular function: cis-regulatory region sequence-specific DNA binding; DNA-binding transcription factor activity.